Molecule: messenger RNA, 1664 nt
Organism: Ipomoea triloba (trilobed morning glory)
Lineage: Eukaryota; Viridiplantae; Streptophyta; Magnoliopsida; Solanales; Convolvulaceae
Product: indole-3-pyruvate monooxygenase YUCCA6-like
Exons: 4
Coding region: 342-1628 (428 amino acids)
Biological process (GO): auxin biosynthetic process
Molecular function (GO): flavin adenine dinucleotide binding; N,N-dimethylaniline monooxygenase activity; NADP binding
Source: RefSeq, a predicted model, not a curated record
UUGGAGGAGCCUGCUGGUUAUGUGCUAUCUGCCCCGCAGCUUUCGCUCAAACACUAACACACCAAUUCAGGGCUGCCCUCGAUCAGUUCAUUCUCCCAGUUUCUCAAUCUCUCUUCUGGAUAACAUUUCAGACUUAUCCCCUCCCAAAAGCCUUCCAUCUCUUUCUCUCUCUCUCUCUUCUGAAUAUACAUCACUGGCUGGAAUUAUUUUGUUUUCACCUAAUGGGUUUCUUCAAUUGUGGCCUUCUUUCGCAUGCUUCAAACGUUGGUAAAUAGUUGGGGAAUAAUAUAUUGGUUUGUGCGUCGCUUCUGGCUGGGAAGAACUUAAUUGUGUUGAUAUCUAUGGACUAUAGGAGAGAACUGGAAGGUAAGAGAGCUCAUGAUCAUCGGUAUAACAGUAAGAUGAUAAGUAAGAAGCCGUGCGUAUGGGUGCAGGGGCCGAUCAUAGUGGGGGCGGGGCCGUCGGGGCUGGCGGCGGCGGCGUGUUUGAAGGAGAAAGGGGUGGCGCCAGGGGUGGUGCUGGAGAGAUCCAAUUGCAUAGCCUCUUUGUGGCAGCUCAAAACCUACAACCGCCUCCGCCUCCACCUCCCAAAACACUUCUGCGAGCUCCCACUCAUGCCCUUCAAGGCGACUCUCCCGACAUACCCGACCAAACAACAGUUCAUUAAGUACCUAGAGGACUACGCCGGCCAGUUCGACAUCCGGCCGGUUUUCAACAGCACCGUCCGGUCGGCGGAGUUCGACCGGAGCGCCGGGUUUUGGCGGGUGAAGACGACGCUGACGACGAAAACAACGACGGGAAAUAAUAAAGAAGAAGAAGAAGAGGAAACAGAAGUUGAGUACAUCUCCCGGUGGGUGAUCGCGGCGACUGGGGAGAAUGCGGAGGCGGUGAUUCCGGCGAUCGACGGAAUGGAGGAGUUUUCCGGGCAGAUUAUCCACACGAGUUUAUACAAAAGCGGGGAUGUUUUUAGGGGAAAGAGGGUUUUGGUGGUGGGGUGUGGGAAUUCGGGAAUGGAGGUGUGUUUGGAUCUCUGCAAUCAUAAUGCCACCCCUUCACUAGUGGUCCGAGAUACAGUGCACGUCCUACCACGAGAGAUGCUGGGAAGAUCAACUUUCGGGCUGUCCAUGUGGUUACUCAAGUGGUUACCCAUACGACUUGUCGACCGGUUCUUGUUGGCCGUUUCCUGGCUAAUGCUCGGCGACACGGCGCAGUUCGGGCUCGACCGCCCGCAGAUGGGCCCGCUCGAGCUCAAGAACCUGUCCGGGAAGACGCCGGUCCUCGACGUCGGUACACUGGCCAAGAUCAAAAGUGGAGACAUCAAGGUAUACCCCGGCAUUCAAAGAUUAAAGCGCCACACAGUUGAAUUUGAGAAUGGUAAAGAUGAACAUUUUGAUGCAAUAAUCUUAGCAACCGGUUACAAAAGCAAUGUGCCCUCUUGGCUAAAGGAAAGAGAGAUGUUCUCGGAGAAAGAUGGUUUACCUAAAAGGCCAUUUCCGAAUGGUUGGAAGGGAGAAUGUGGGCUAUAUGCCGUGGGGUUCACAAAGCGUGGAUUGCUAGGUGCAUCCAUGGAUGCCAAAAGAAUUGCUGAGGACAUCAAAGAAUAUGAAUUGAAGCUAAACAUCAUCUGACGACCAUUCCUCCUCGUUAACCUACGAUGACGAAAA